AUGUCCUUAGCCGCUGGUUCAAUUCAAAAUAAAUUUGCCAAUAUUCGUCCACCACAAGAAUUUUUUGAUGUUAAAAGAAUAUCAAAACCUCAAAAUUUUGGUGAAUUACAAUCAAGAAUUUCUUAUAAUUUAAAAUAUUAUCAAACAAAUUAUGCAUUAAUAGUUUCUGCAUUAAGUGUUUAUUCAUUAUUAACAAAUUUAUUAUUAUUAUUUGUUAUUGUCUUUACAUUAGCUGGUGUUUUCGGUAUAAGUAAAUUACAAGGUGCUGAUUUAGAAUUAGGUCCAUUAAAAUUAACAAAUUCUCAAUUAUAUACUGGAUUAUUAGUUAUUGCAGUUCCAUUAGGAUUUUUAGCUAGUCCAAUUUCUGCUUUAUUAUGGUUAAUUGGUGCUUCAAGUGUUAGUGUUUUAUCACAUGCUUCAUUUAUGGAAAAACCAAUUGAAACUGCAUUUGAAGAAGAAUCAGUUUAA
Hansenula ciferrii is the source of this 468-nucleotide messenger RNA. It is a transcript of the gene YIP3, whose product is annotated as Yip3p. Bases 1 to 468 code for a protein of 155 amino acids. The transcript has 2 exons. Lineage: Eukaryota; Fungi; Ascomycota; Saccharomycetes; Phaffomycetales; Wickerhamomycetaceae. Gene Ontology annotation, cellular component: Golgi apparatus. The record is from RefSeq and is a predicted model, not a curated record.